AUGAAUUUGUGUCUGUUUCAGGCCGGCGUUUAUGAAACUGGGUCAGGUUUAUGUGCUGCUUUUAUUGCCAACAUUGAUACCCAAUCUGAUACAACCGUGAAUUUUAAUGGCAAUUCUUUUCACUUGCCUUCGUGGUCUGUGAGCAUCUUACCUGACUGCAAGAAUGUAGUCUUUAACACCGCAAAGAUUAACUCUGAGACCACCAUUCCACGAUUCGUCACUCUGUCGUUGAAAGAUGGCAUUAAUUUUGAAGCAUUCCAUGCAGAUUGGAGUUGGUUUAAUGAACCAGUGGGUAUCUCAAGUACAAACGCAUUCAUGAAAGUUGGAUUGUUAGAACAAAUAAAUACUACAGCAGAUAAAAGUGACUAUCUGUGGUAUUCACUUAGCACUGAAGUUAAAGGUGAUGAGCCUUUUCUUCAAGAUGGAUUUCAAACAAUUCUCCAUGUGGAAUCACUUGGUCAUGCCCUUCACGCUUUUGUUAACGGGAAGCUUGCAGGGAGUAGAAAAGGCAGUGGCAACAACUUUACCAGUCUCAACAAUGCUUCGUUUUCCAUGGAGGUUCCUGUCACACUAAUACGUGGAAAGAACACAAUCGAUCUCCUAAGUUUGACAAUGGGACUUCAGUAUUUUGGAGUAUUCUUUGAAAAGUGGGGUGCUGGAAUCACUGGUCCAGUGCAACUGAAAGGCUUAAAAAACUGUUCUACUGUUGAUCUCUCGUCACGGCAAUGGAUGUACCAGAUUGGACUUAAAGGGGAAGAAUUGGGUCUGUCUCGUGGAAGUUCCUCACUUUGGGUAUCACAACCUAAUUUGCCAAAGAAGAGACCCCUGAUAUGGUACAAGGCAAAUUUUGAUGCCCCCACUGGCAAUGAUCCAAUUGCCCUAAACUUAACAGGCAUGGGGAAGGGUGAAGCCUGGGUAAAUGGGCAAAGCAUUGGGCGUUAUUGGCCAGCUUAUAUCUCACCGACUGGUGUAUGCACUGACACUUGCGAUUACAGAGGAUCUUAUAGUCCAGACAAAUGUCUCAAAAACUGUGGGAAACCAUCUCAGCUACUGUACCAUGUACCUCGUUCAUGGUUACAAAAAAAUGGAAACAUUCUCGUGUUGUUUGAGGAAAUAGGCGGGGAUCCAACACAGAUAUCUUUUGCCACCAGACAGAUAGGAAGUUUGUGCUCGCAAGUAUCAGAGUCUCACCAAAGCCUAUAGACGUGGACCUCAGACCAAACAGAGGAAGGGAAUCUGGAGCAACUCUUUUACUGGAGUGCCGUUUCCCAAAUCAGGUUAUUUCAUCAAUUAAGUUUUCCUACCUUUGUCUACCUCUGUAAGUGCCAGUAAAUAUACCACUAUAUUGACUCUUUUUUGGAAGGCGAGGUACUCAUGUAGGAGAAACUGUAAUUUAACGGGCAAAUGCAUAGCCCUUAUUUAAAUUAUCUAACUUGAAUGCUUGGUCAACAGUACAAUUUUCAACUUUAUCAAUUAUCAUCAGUAUUGAGA
Molecule: messenger RNA, 1491 nt
Organism: Ilex paraguariensis (yerba mate)
Lineage: Eukaryota; Viridiplantae; Streptophyta; Magnoliopsida; Aquifoliales; Aquifoliaceae
Source: the annotation of a GenBank genome assembly